This is a messenger RNA of Symbiodinium sp. CCMP2592, 1290 nucleotides long. Lineage: Eukaryota; Dinophyceae; Suessiales; Symbiodiniaceae. The record is from the annotation of a GenBank genome assembly.
AUGGCGCCAGAAUCCAGGGCUCCGGUGCAAGGGCAGGAUCUCAGGUCCGCAUCUUCUGUGUUGGAGAUGUGCAUUGGCAAAGAUGGCAACUUCACCGUUGUGGUGGAGGAGAAUUUGCCGGACAGUGCAGGCUGCAAGAACAGCGCAGAAGAUGUUGCCAGCACUGCCGAGGGCUCAGAGACAGCGUCAGAGAGCGCGCAGUCUACAGCUUCGGAGGAGAUGCCAUCGACGGGUCAGGAUGGUGACGAGCUGAAGGUGAAGCGCACCGAGAUUAAGGUAUGGGCUUCCCUGCUGUCGCACUGGUCUCCCGUUUUCAAAAGCUGGCUGAGCUCGGACAGCUGCAUGGAAUCUAAGAACGGGCAGGUCGUCAUCCAAGACUUUUCGCCUGAUGCUGUGAAGACUUUCCUGCGCUUCUUGUACUCCGGAACAAUUGAAGGCUCUCCUGCAAUGCUUGUUGAGGUGGCCGCAAUGGCAGACAGGUACCAGGUCAGCAAACUGCACGAGCUGUGCGUCCAGACAGUGACACAGACAAUUCCUGAGGUUGCAUGCGAGGUCUUUGCAGCUGCAGACCACUUCUUUGUGGCGGCUUUGCGUAUGAAAGCGCUGGAGUUUAUCUUCAUUCAUCCCGCAGAGGCUCUGAAGUGCCGCCCAAAGCUAAGCCGGAAGCUGCUUGAAGAGAUCCUGCUCUCGGGUUUGUUGUGCAUGGAAGAUGCAGAGCUUGCCAAGAUGCUACGAGGCUGGGGCAAGGAUGAAAGCGACGGGCUCCAGCCGUUCAUCGACUUUCAGAUUCAGCGUGCAACUGUGCGGAAGCCCGGUGAGCACUCCAAGAACGUGCUGGGAACCCUUUGGUCUCGUUAUAACCAGGAUGGCAGGAAGGGCACCUUUGUGGGCGAGUGGGUGCUGGUGACGCUCGGGCGAGAGCAGGGCUCAGAGGAGCCUGGUGGACCAGCAAAAUGGUUGAUGAACUUCGCGCGCAGCAUGGUUGGAAACAAGAGCCUGGGCCCUGGCUGGAUGAGAUGGGACCUUAUUCACUCCCACGUUCACGUCAUGGGCUUCUCCUUCAUCGCGAAGAUUCCGGGGAGCGUGUCGUUUCAGAUCCUGUGUUCCGAAGACGGAACUGAUUGGCACUCUGCUUAUGUUUCCGAGGGACAAGACAUUCCCACGAACAAGGUCCUUCCUUGCCAGUUUUCGGGCCUGGCAAAGUGCUUCAAGCUGCAGGUUCUGGAUGGCGAGAUCGAUAUCCAGGUCAUUUGCGAACUCCGCAUCCAUGGCAUCUUGCAAGCAGAUUGA